Molecule: messenger RNA, 4216 nt
Organism: Synchiropus splendidus (mandarinfish)
Lineage: Eukaryota; Metazoa; Chordata; Actinopteri; Syngnathiformes; Callionymidae
Product: endothelin-2
Exons: 4
Coding region: 3220-3951 (243 amino acids)
Biological process (GO): regulation of vasoconstriction; regulation of systemic arterial blood pressure by endothelin; vein smooth muscle contraction
Cellular component (GO): extracellular region
Molecular function (GO): hormone activity; endothelin B receptor binding
Source: RefSeq, a predicted model, not a curated record
UAACCUCCACCCACGAUGAGUUCACCACUCACCAUAUUUAAUUCUGACGUGAUGGCGCUGUAAUUCUGGACUAAAGAAAGAGACGCAGUUUUAUGUGCAGGUUUGUUCCAGCUGCGAGUUGCCCUGUGGUUGUGUUGGUUUUUAAUGAAGCUGUAAGUUCGCAUUCGGCCACUAGAUGGCCCUUUUGAGUCGUGUUAUUCCAUGAAGGGGCAGACAAGAGAAAGGGGGGAGUGGUCAAAUGAAGGGACGAGGCAGGUGGAGGUGAAUACAAGGGUUUGGUGCUCAGAUUGUCCCGCUCUUGUCAAGUUGUGAAAAUGUCUCUUUUUUGCAUCGAUAAAAAGUUGAAUCAGAGACGAUCAAUGGUCGUGUCAUGUCACGUGUGUGUAUCUACAUUUGUAUCUUACUGCUACUGUUUCAUUUUUUUAAAUUAAAAAUUCAUAAAAAAAAAUCAAUGAUGGUUUAAAAUAGAAAUGAUUGUUUAAUCCAACAAUACAAUUACAAUAUUUAAUUUGCUGGCUAGUUUAUGGAGGCUUCAGUUUAUUCUCUUGCUCAGCUCACUUCGUCUGUCAUGUAAGUCAAACCAGCAGUUUCACACGCUACAGACUCGCAGUCCACUUUAACUGCACAUCCCGAGCUCUAGAAAUAAAAAUCAACGACCGGAACAACCUUUGUUUCAUGCAAUCAUGUUCAUGUUUACAGGAUGUAUUUUACCUUCCACACUAAAAUACACUCCUCCACAGGCAAUGAAAAGAUAAUGGAGUGAUAGACAUUUUAUUGCUGUAUAACAGAAGAGAACAACUGUUAAACUGCGCCUCCGAGAUGUUUGUAGCUUAGCGUCGGCUGAUGAAAGAGGUGCAGAAGAUGUGCUGUUUAUUAUGUCCAAUGAGAUCAACAUGUAUCAGCGACGCUAACGCCAAGCAGUAAGUCAUUAGAAAGAAGUUGUACGAGUUUUUAAUUUUGUGUUUUCACACAAAAAAUGAGUAGAAUUUGGUUUCCAUACCCUACAAUAAACUUCAUAGUGAUUCUGAUGAGGUUCUCAUAAGUGGGUCAAACGCUGGUGCCAUAUGGUGAUGUCACUGGAAGUACUACACACUGUGCAAUGAAACACUGGAAGUAGCGUCAAUAUCAGCCAAUAAUGUGGGAUUUGUCAAGGAUUUUUGGGGAAGAAGUGCAGCUUCAUGUAAACCAUGACUUGUUUUGAUUCCAACCACGUCGUUGUGCGAGCGACAACUCAGAUGAUUGUGAGAGGAUGAAGUGUCUGAACGGAGCAGAGACGGACGGCAACACUGAUCGCUAAUGUAAAUGGAUGAUCAUCGCUCUCCAUUUGUUUAUGUUGGAAAACCCUGGGCAUUUGCAGUUGCUUUCCGAACCCCUUUGGGGCAAACUUUCAGGGCAAAAUAAUCCUGCAGAGCCCCAACAGGCUCCACCUCCAGUGACCCCACAGAGGCUUAUUUCCGGUUCUGGCUUCAAUCAUCCAUCCUCACUAUAAGAUUUGUCAGUGGGGCAGAACAUCCAUGUCGUGCUGUGCUGCUCCUUGAGUGGAUCCACCUAUGUUUGUAUCCUUGUAAGAAUGAAGUACCUAACCUUCAGUAAAUCAGCCUUUUCAAUAAAUAUGAAGUUAGUUAAUAUUUGACAUCUUUCCCAACAAAGACCUCACAGUGUGCAGCAACUAGCCUGCCAACAAACAACCCUCGCUGGUUUUGGUUGAGUUGCCAUCUGUGUCAACACACCUUUCCUCUGCUCUUAUCAAUUUUUAUCACGCGUCAAUAAACCCCUGAACUGCGAUCGAUUACUUCCAUUACAAUCCAAACUAUUAUAUCAAAACAGACAUUUUCCUUAUUUUCCCAGCCCUUUCCUUCCUGUUAACUUUGACUUAAUAUUUAUGUAGGUAACCCAGCUUCCUCGAACGCUGGUCGGUCACCUUCACUGGAACUGAUGACAUCACUCCCGCAGGCGCUUAUCGCCGCUCCGCAUGGCGAGCGGUGAUUACAUGAACAGUUUUUGUUGACAUUCCUCUGACGUGAGAUAAAACAAGCCUUUUAUUUUUUGCCGUUUCCAAAACAGCCUCCUCCAUAGUUCCUGGAGGCUGUAAAUAUUUUAUAUACGAGGAGUGGAAACACCUGUGGAAUUCAAAUUAGUUCACCAAAGUUCAUGAUCCUGAUAAGAUCUUUUUAUUUUGUCUGUGUGGCAUUUGUAUGUUCUCCCCAUACUUGCGUGAAUUCCUCCAGGGCACUCUGGUUCAGAGGUUCAGAGAAGCCUGAAAGAGCGAGUGUGUCUGUCCUGUGACCCUCUGUAGCGGGGGGCGGCUGCCUCAUCCUUAGAGGAGAGUUGUGUUUGAGAUCGACGCAGAAAUAGAUGAGAAUAUUUUUCCAGUAUACGGAGGUGGUGUCGCCUGCGGAGCGAAGCACAUCUGCGCUCCUGAGGAAACUGAACUUUCUGACCUUUAGGGGGAAGAAUGUGUCAAAAUCUGCUUUGUCAAGAAGCUACGUAGCAAUGUCACACAUUCCUGAGGGGGGAAGAAGCCCCUCUGCACCCCCCAUUUCCCCUGCAGUCAAACUUCUGUAGAGGGCAAAAGGGCCGAGCUGUGAAAUGAAGGACUCACUCAUGAACUAAUUGAGCUAAAAGUAAUGAUUAGCUUUGGUGAAAUCAAUUCCCAUGAAUCGAUAAAUGGACUGGCACACUUGCUUUAUUGAUCCCAAGCUGAGAAACUUUCGCUGGUAUCGACACUGGCGACCAUCAUUCAGGUCUGUUUGUCUCUUUCCAUUCAUCCCAAACUGCAUCAAGCUCCUCACAAGCAAGUUUAAAAUGUUGAAAUAUAGUGACUUUUCAGCCAUUGAAACAGUGUUUCUGCUCUCGACCAAAUUCUAGUACUAAUAUACAAUGACUUACAUGUGUAUUCUCAAUGGACUUCAUGAAUUAGGAGUCAUCAUUACCAUUAAUGUAGCUGGUAACAUUGUUUAUGACGUGACAGGAGGCCCUUCCAGAGCAUCUGCUGCAUGUUAUAUCUGACAUAAAAUAAACAGCUUUGUCAUAGUUAUCAAAAGUUGACCUUUAUUUCAUGUUUAUUGGCCUAUCCGGUUAUGCAAAUAUACAAUUCACAUCUUAUCUGCCUCACCAGAAAGUCUCCAGCUCAUCACACAUAAUCGCUGGCUCCCAUCUGAAGCCUCCACUUUCAUCCUGACACCUCUGAUUCAUGAACUUUUCUCAUGAAAGGGAGAGAUGUUCCAGGACAAUAGAGAGUCCCUCGGCAGGUGGGAGUCUCUCGACGGUGACAAAACAUCCCAGGAAUGUGUCGCAGGUUCCAACACCCCGGGGUGGUGGAGCGUGGCUCGCAGGCUGGGAGCCCUGGGAGGAGCUAGUGUUGUGACAUGGUGGGAGAAAGAGAAUAGAAAUAGAGCUCAGCACCUGCAGUCCAGCAGACCGACUUGCUCUUUUGUGGACAUCCAGCCAUGUCGACUCACAUCAGCGUCUUCUUACUCAUCACGCUCUGGGCUUCGCUGCAGGACGGAAGCAGAGCUGAGCGGCGCCGCCUCGCCUCCCAGAGUGAGGACCAAACGCUGCGCUUGCAGCAGCCUACUGGACUCCGAGUGUCACUACUUCUGCCACCUGGACAUCAUCUGGAUCAACACUCCCAGUAAGACGACUGUUUAUGGCCUGGGAAGUACUUUGUCCCGCCGCCGCAGAUCUGCCAGCCGCUGCACCUGUGCCAACCCAGAUGACCUCACCUGUACCAGCUUCUGCCAACACAGACCUAAAGUCACGGCAGUCAGGAACACAGCAAAAAGUCAGCCCAGCUUGCUGAAGAUCCUGAGGUGGGUUUCCAUCCGACGGUGGAUGGAGGUGUGCACUGAACUGCUUGUUGUCGCUCAGAGAUGUGGCCAAAAGACGACUGCAGGCUGCGACGGAUUCAGAGGCCCAAAACAGUUAUGCAGGACGGAGAUGAAAUCCUGAGAAGGACGGAAGAUUCUCCAGCCGCUUUUGGAGAAACACAGGAGAAGCCUGCAGAUAGGAAGACGCAGAUGCUUUUGGGGCCAGAGAGCCGAUCGUGCUGCGAGUCAGGAGCCCAGAGCAGACGUCUGUCCGCGCAUGACCCAGACGAGCCAGAGAGGGAAGCUGCGCGUGCACUCUGUGACGAGGGUGUUCGCUCUGCUGAGGCUAGGCAGAGACGCGUGUUGUGUGUCGCGUCAUAGUGAAAACACUGCUGCACGUUGUGUUG